This is a messenger RNA of Limanda limanda (common dab), 1534 nucleotides long. It is a transcript of the gene paxx, whose product is annotated as PAXX non-homologous end joining factor. Bases 117 to 740 code for a protein of 207 amino acids. The record is from RefSeq and is a predicted model, not a curated record. The transcript has 7 exons. Gene Ontology annotation, molecular function: molecular adaptor activity. Gene Ontology annotation, cellular component: site of double-strand break; nonhomologous end joining complex; nucleus. Gene Ontology annotation, biological process: double-strand break repair via nonhomologous end joining. NCBI's taxonomy places the organism in Eukaryota, Metazoa, Chordata, Actinopteri, Pleuronectiformes, Pleuronectidae.
ACUCAACAGCCUAAAGCCCAAAGAAGAAGGCCCUUUGUGUUAUGUUUCCUGCUUGUGUUGAUAAACUGAAUGUAAAUAAAUAUAAACGCUCGUGUUGACUGAACAGUGGAGGGAACAUGGAGGAUGUGAAGCCGUCGUCGUACUGCACUGUGUUGGACGGGAGGAGCCAGUCCAAGUAUCUGUGUUAUACACACCGGAGAAAUGCACUGUUUUAUAUUUGUCUGACAGAUGCUGCAGAUGUUUGGAGCACAGAGUACACAGAGGACACCUUGAAAGAGUUUAGACAGAAGUUUGCCUUGAAAUCUACAGAGGAUUAUAUUCUCAAACUCAGGUCUGCCUGUGUUACUGGGGACGUGUCUGUCGUGGUACAUGACACCAGGGCAGAGCUCCAGGUGUCCUCAGGGUCAACUGACCUGAGUGUGAGUCUGUCCAGGCUGCAGGGCCCACAGGCCACAGAGGAACUGAAGGAGCUGCUGUUCAGGAUGGCAGACAGCCUCACUCAGCUUGACAGUAAAGUGCUGGAUGUGUUUUGUCAACCCCCUCUAGUUAGAUCCCCGGCACCCAGUUCACUAAAAAAUCGUCAGAGGAAUCACACAGAGUUUGAGCCCCGGCAGCAGCAGAACUGUGGUCCAUCAGUGACGGUGAAGAGACGAGCUCCAGGGGCGUCACUCAUCAACCCAGGAACUAAAAAAAAGAUGCAAGCGACUGGCGUGGCCUUUGAUGAAGCAGACGACGACUGAUCCUGUCGAUCAGUCAGAUCCUGUUCUCACACUUCUAAUGCACUACCAACACGAAACAUGCUUUUAAUCCAUUCACUCAACAUUAGAACGUUUUUACAAAUCAGUACAGCUGCUCUACUACUUUUAUGAAAUAUGAUACCAAUCACAAUGACAAGUGUUUUUAUAUUAUCAGGUCUCCUUCCUGAAAGAUGCAGUAACUCCUAUGAUAUUUAAUCUGGAAAUGAAAUAAAGAACAAGUUGUUAGUUCUGACUGUGUAAAACAAAUAGUAUUGUAGAAAUCAUUCUCAACAUAAAGACCAAAUAUUACAGUGUCAAACAAAGUGGUUUGAAGGGAGGCACCGUCCGGACAAUAACCAAACACUUACACUCGCCCUGUGUCUCUGACAAAGAAAAGACAAACAGCUCAUAUUCCCAAGGUGCUUUCCCCUAAAUCCUCUGUUAUUGCAAACAAUUAUGUGAGAUUGUGGUCAUGAAAUGUGUUUUUAAUUCUGGUAAAACGAAUAUUUUAACUGUAUUUUAACAUUCCUCUCAGCUACACAUGGAGUCAGAGUGUUGAAAUAUGACAGAGACAUCUCUUGACAGACUAAAUACUGCGUAGAGGCGUUCACAACUGAUAGCAUCUUCUUCAUUUCUUCUGGCUCGAUAUUUAUGAAAAACUUCAGGAAAUUAACUUUUUUUUCUAGCUGGUGAUAUUUGGAUAUAUUUUGUUCUGUUAAUUACUAAAUUAUUUUGUUUAAGAAUAGUAAAAUAAUCUGUCAUGUGGUACUGAAAUAAAUAAAUGAAUAAGAAAUUCA